Messenger RNA from Theobroma umbraticum, 8639 nucleotides. Its product is annotated as ARM repeat superfamily protein. Gene Ontology annotation, cellular component: nucleolus; 90S preribosome; small-subunit processome. Lineage: Eukaryota; Viridiplantae; Streptophyta; Magnoliopsida; Malvales; Malvaceae. The record is from RefSeq and is a predicted model, not a curated record.
GAUGCGGCUGCCUCUCAAGUUCCAAGAAGAAAAAAGGACAGAGAAACAGAGGUCCAGUUUGCUAAAACCCUUGUAAAACCCUGCAAAAUUCUGUUUAUCGAAAAAGCCUCAUAUUUGUGAACUAGAGAAGGAACGAAUACUCUUUCUCUCUAUCUCUGCAAUGGCAACACCGUACCAUGCUCAAGCUGUCAAGUCUCUCAAUAAAUCUCCUGGCCGCAGGCGCUUUGUUUUCAAGACUUUCUCUCAGAGAAUAGAGGAUAUUGAUAUAAAUGUAUUUCGAAGCCUUAAUAAAAUCAAGUCGGAGGCCUCUGAAGGUUCAUCUUUCCUUCGGGAUUGCCUUGUCGAGUGGAGGGAACUGAAUACUGCAGAGGAUUUCAUUUCAUUUUAUGCGGAAGCAAUGCCUUUUGUACAGACGCUACCCUUGGUACUCUUGCACAAGGAAUUGAUAUUUACUAAACUUAUAUUGAGAUUGCAAAUGAAAGCAAGAUUAUCUCUUGAGCCUAUACUCAGGUUGUUGGCAGCCUUCUCUAGAGACCUUCUUGAAGAUUUUCUUCCCUUCCUGCCUAGGAUGGCUGAUGCAUUAGUCUCUCUCCUCAAAAGUGGUGCAGAUAGGGAGCCAGAGAUCAUUGAGCAGAUUUUUACUUCAUGGUCAUGCAUCAUGAUGCAUUUGCAGAAGUAUCUCAUACGGGACAUCAUAAAUGUUCUCAAGGUUACAGUACGAUUGAGAUAUUACCCGAAGGAUUAUGUCCAAGAGUUUAUGGCAGAAGCUACAUCAUUCUUGCUGCGGAAUGCACCUGUUGAGCAACUUAUAAAAGGUAUUAGAAAGACCAUGUUUGAAGUUGUGAAGAAUCCAUUACCUAUACGGAAGUCUGGAGUUAGUGCUUUGUUAUGUUAUGUUAUGCUAGGAACCUCAUCGAGGUUCCAUUCAGGAGCUGAGAGAGUUUUGCGUUUAUUGGUGGACAAUUCAAUAUUUGCUAUUGGUGAUAAGUUUCCUGAAGGUUCAGAUGCUAUUCUUGAAGUGGUGAUUAGUGCCUUUCAAAAAUUAUCGGAGGAGCUAGAACCCAAAGAGUUAACUCUCAUGUGGGAGUGUUUGUAUCAGGAAAUAAAUGACUCUGAAACUAAUGGAUCCUUUUUGCAUCUAAGUCGCCUUUUAUCACUACUUACAUCUGCUGUUCAGGUUAAUUACGGGCGUGGUGUUUCUAAUUAUCAACAAAUGCUUAAAGUUGUAGGGUCCUUGGUGCAGAAAAUUGUACUGCCUUCUAGCAAAGGAAUUGGUUGUUUGCAGGAAGUUGUGGAUAAGGUUCUGUCGCUAAUGCUACACAUUCUUGAUGGACUCUAUGGUUCUAAUAACUUGUCAUCCAUCUCUGGCUGUUUGUUACAGUGGACUCCUGUAUUUGAGUUAGGGAACUCAAGUUUGGUGACUUUUCUUAGAGAACUGCUGCUGAAGGACCCUUCUGUAAUAUAUAUUUUCAGAGAUCAUAUUUUAAGUGCUAUGAAUGAUUUGGUAGAAUCUUCAUCAGAAGAAGUUAUUUGCUUGUUACUGUCCUUCUUUGAGAGACUGCAAAUGCACCCUCAAAGCUCUAACUUCUUAGAUGGAAUUUCUGAAGGGAGACUUUCAAAGAUAUGCCAUUAUAUGCAAGGGGUUAUUAGUAACUGGAUCAGGCUUAUAAAUGAUAUUGUACUUGGGAAUUCAUUACCUGCUGAAAUUGAUGACACCAAGUUGGCUGUAUUAUGGGGAGUUAUAAGCUGCUAUCCACAUAUGUUUGAUGUCCAAGCAAAUGGAUCUGUGCUGAUGGAUUUGAUAGAUGCACUUCAUCAGCUUCUUAUGACUGAAGAUGAAUAUAUUGCAGGUGUUUCCAAACACACUUGGGAAAGCCUAGUUGGUUCUGCUUUAGGUUCCCAUAACAAAUGGUAUUCUGCAAAAAAGCCUGGGCAUGGAGAAAUGUGCAAAGUAUUACAUCUUGCCAAGGGCUGCAAAUCAUCCUCGCAAGUACUGUUGCCUGCUGCUGAUUACUUAGAUAAUGUGAAUGGGCCUGCAUUGCAAGCAGACAGCAGCAAGAAAAUAUAUCAUCCUGUGCUUAAAGGAGAGAAUACUGUGGAUGCAGUUGGCAUUUUUGCCGAUAAUUUGUGUCACCCAGAUAAGGGGAUUCGUCUUCCAACUCUAAGAAUUUUGUGCCAUUAUGAGCCUCUCGGUUGUGAAAUUUCUGAUAAGGAUCAGCCAGCUGAGAAGAAAUUAAAAACAGAGGGUUCUCAGGCUUGUAUUGUAGACACUGAUGAUAGCAAUGUUCUGCAGCUCUUGCUAUCUAUUGAGGUCACUCCUCUUUCAAUUUCUACCAGCAGGAAAGUUACCUUAUUGAUAUCUAGAAUACAGAUGGGCCUCUCUCCUGGAAGGAUAUCUGAAACAUAUGGAUCACUUGUCUUGAAUGGGAUAAUUGGCAUCUUCCAUAAUCGUUUUAGCUAUAUAUGGGAUGCAGCUUCUGAGUGCCUUUCAGUACUGAUUAGCAAGCACACUGGACUUGUCUGGGAUAGAUUUAUUUCUUAUUUUGAGCAAUGUCAAUCCCUGGUUCAGGCAUCUGAUCUUCUACUUGAGAGAGUAAAUGCCAAUUUAUUUAACUCAUCUAGUGAUCUUGUAACGAAAUUCAAUUUGUUUCUUAAGCCUGCAUCUGAUAACACACCAGUCACAUCAGUCUUGUCCUUGUUGCUCCAAUCUCUACAAAAGAUUCCUUCUGUAGCUGAAUCUCAGUCCCGUCAAAUUAUACCUCUAUUUUUAAGGUUUUUGGGUUAUGAUAGCGAUAAUCUUGUGAGCGUGGGAUCGUUCAAUUCAGACAUUUAUGACAGGAAGGAGUGGAAGGGAAUCCUUAAAGAAUGGCUGAGCUUGUUGAAACUGAUGCGGAACCCUAGAUCAUUCUAUCGAAAUCAAUUUGUAAAAGAUGUUCUGCAGAAUAGGCUUCUAGAUGAGACUGAUGCUGAAAUACAGGCAAGGGUUCUUGAUUGCCUUUUGUUGUGGAAAGAUGACUUCUUACUCCCAUAUGGCCAGCAUCUGAAAAAUCUAAUCAAUUCAAAAUAUCUGAGAGAAGAACUAACAACAUGGAGUUUAUCUAAAGAAUCUGGUCUAAUUGAAGAAGGUCAUAGGGUUACUCUGGUGCCUUUAGUUGUUCGUCUUCUGAUCCCAAAAAUUAGAAAGUUGAAAACACUUGCUUCUCGGAAGCAUGCAAGUGUACAUCUUCGAAAGGCAGUUCUUGGUUUCAUAGCUCAACUCGAUGCUCAUGAGCUCCCUCUUUUCUUUGCUUUGUUAUUAAAGCCCUUGCAAAUUAUAUCAAAUGAAGAUGAUUGUGCUUCGAACUUGUAUUGGAACUUACCAAAUAGUUCUAUUGAUGAAUUUCACGCACCAAAUUAUCUGAAAUAUUUCACGGUGGAAAAUAUAACAGCCCUUUCCUGGAAGAAAAGAUAUGGUUUUCUGCAUGUAAUUGAAGAUGUUAUUGGUGUUUUUGAUGAAUUUCAUGUCAGACCUUUUCUUGAUCUAUUGAUGGGAUGCGUUGUUCGGGUAUUAGCAAGCUGCAGUUCGAGCAUUGACAUUGCCAGGGUUGCUGAAUCCUCCCUGGUAAAAGACCAUCCUGGUGUUGAGCUGAUCUCUGAUGACAAAGACAGUGCAGUGGUAAAUGAUCUGCAGACUGGCAUUGCCAUCAAGCAGUUCAAAGAUUUGAGGUCUCUAUGUCUGAAAGUUGUUUCUCUUGUUCUCAAUAAAUACGAGGACCAUGAUUUUGGUUGUGAAUUCUGGGACCUAUUUUUCACAUCUAUGAAACCUUUAAUUCAUGGUUUCAAACAGGAGGGUUCUAGUAGCGAAAAACCAAGUUCCCUGUUCUCUUGCUUUCUGGCUAUGAGUCGAAGCCACCGACUUGUGUCCCUAUUGUGUAGGGAAAGGAAUCUUGUUCCUGAUAUUUUUUCAAUUCUAACUGUCCCAACUGCUUCAGAAGCUAUUUUAUCUUGUGUUCUGAAGUUUAUUUCAAACCUGCUUGAUCUUGAUUGUGAGUUGGAUGAUGAAAACAGUCCCAUCCAAAGUGUGAUAUAUCCAAACCUAGAAGCACUUGUCUGCAGCUUGCAUCAUAUUUUUCAGAGUGAUAGUGCAUCUAAGAGAAAAUUGGUCAGAUGUCCUGGGGAAACAGAAAUUAGAAUUUUUAAAUUGUUAUCGAAGUACAUAAGGGAUCCAUUGCUGGCAAAGAAAUUUGUUGAUAUCUUGCUUCCAUUCUUAUCAAACAGAGUCCAAGGUUCUGGUAUCUGUCUUGAUGCCAUACAAGUUAUUCGAGAUAUCAUACCUGUACUAGGGAGUGAGAGGACCACUGAGAUAAUUAAUGCAGUUGCUCCACUUCUUAUUUCUGUUAAACUGGAUAUUCGAGUGUUUAUUUGUGAUCUUCUUGAAGCACUUGCUAGAACUGAUGCUUCUGUACUUGUGGUGGCUAGACAUGUCAGGCAAUUGAAUGCAACCUCAGCUUUUGAGUUGGAUGAGCUUGAUUAUGACACUAUAGGCAAGGGAUAUGAAGAGAUUGGAAUUGGAUUCUUUCGUGCUGUGCCAGUGGAGCAUACAUUACUCAUUUUGUCACAAUGUGUAUACGAUAUGUCAUCAGAAGAAUUAAUCUUAAGGCAUCAUGCUUAUAGGUUGUUUCUUACAUUUCUUGAAUUUUCUGCCAAAAUUCUUGGCCAAGAGGUUACAGAUCACCAUGAAACUGCUGAAGAGAUGAUGAUAGAUGAUGAAGGCUGUUGGACAAGGGCAUGCGUGCAGCGUAUUAUAAACAAAUUUCUUUUAAAAAAUAUGGGGGAUGCAAUUAGCUGGGGAAUUUCUGUGAGAAAGGAAUGGAUUGAUUUACUGCGAGAGAUGGUGGUAAAGCUUCCACAAUUGGCAAAUCUUAAUUUGUUCAGAGCUUUAUGCUCUGAAGAUGCUGAUCAAGAUUUUUUCAACAAUAUCAUCCAUCUACAGAAACAUAAGAGAGCAAAGGCUUUGUCUCGCUUUGCAGAUGUUAUCAGUAAAAGCAAUAUGUCUAAGGAUAUCAUAAAUAAAGUGUUUAUUCCACUCUUUUUCAACAUGUUGUUCGAUUUACAACAUGGAAAGGAUGAACAUGUUAGAACUGCAUGCAUGCAAGCGCUUGCUUCAGUUUCUGCUAAGAUGGAAUGGAAAUCAUACCACACAUUGCUGCUUCGCUGCUUUAGGGAGAUUAGGAUGAAGCCAGACAAGCAGAAGGUUCUCUUACGGUUAAUUUGCUGUAUCUUGGACCAAUUUAGUUAUGCACAAAUUUGUUCCAAUCAAGGAUCCAAAGAUUCCUUGGACAAAAUUUUAGGUUCUGAAACCAGUAGUACUAUUUCUUCAUCAUUGCAGAAUGGUGGUAAUUCUGUUAUGGUUGCUGAGAUACAGACCUGCCUUCAAAACACAGUGCUGCCAAAGAUACAAAAUUUAUUGAGUUCUGAUUCUGGUAAUGUCAAUGUUAAUAUCAGUCUUGCGGCACUGAAACUUCUAAAGCUUCUUCCAGGAGAUACAAUGGAGUCCCAGCUGUCUAGCAUCAUUUACCGCAUUUCAAAUUUUCUAAAGAAUCGUCUAGAAAGUACUCGUGAUGAAGCUAGGUCUGCGUUGGCUGAAUGUCUGAAGGAGCUCGGACUUGAAUAUCUGCAGUUUAUAGUUCGGGUUUUGCGAGCAACAUUGAAACGGGGAUUUGAGCUGCAUGUUCUAGGAUACACACUUAAUUUUGUUUUGUCAAAGACUCUUUCAAAGUCUACUUAUGGGAGCUUGGAUUAUUGUUUAGAAGAUCUCCUCUGCGUGGUGGAAAAUGAUAUUCUUGGAGAUGUUGCUGAGGAGAAAGAGGUGGAAAAGAUUGCUUCUAAAAUGAAAGAAACUAGAAAGUGCAAGUCUUUUGAAACCCUGAAAUUGAUUGCCCAAAGCAUAACUUUCAAAAUCCAUGCAGUAAAGCUUCUUUCUCCCGUUACAGCUCACUUGCAAAAGCAUCUGACACCGAAAGUGAAAGCAAAAUUGGAGAAUAUGUUGAAGCACAUAGCAGACGGAAUUGAGUGCAAUCCAACUGUAAAUCAGACUGAUCUAUUCAUCUUUGUAUAUGGCCUCAUAGCAGAUGCAACUAAUGAAGAAAAUGGGUUGGGUGUGAAUUCUUCUGGUACAGAGGCAAAUAAGCAUGGUAAUGAGAAAACUGUUUUCUCUGGCCAGGCUUUUGGAACUAAAUCUGCAUGUUCACAUCUUAUUACUGUAUUUGCUUUAGGGGUUUUGCAAAAUAGAAUAAAAAGCAUAAAAUUGGACAAAAAUGAUCAACAACUGUUAUCAAUGUUGGAUCCUUUUAUCAAGUUGCUUGGCAACUGCUUGAGUUCCAAAUAUGAAGAUGUCUUAUCUGCAUCCCUUAGAUGUCUUACUCCUUUGGUAAGGCUGCCUCUGCCAUCCCUUGAAUCACAGUCUGAUAAAUUGAAGGUGACGCUGUUGAAUAUCGCACAAGGAUCAGUAAAUCCUGGAAAUCCUCUUAUGCAGUCAUGUCUAAAAUUGUUAACUGUGCUUUUGCGAAGCACAAAAAUCACAUUAUCCUCGGAUCAGUUACAUCUGUUAGUUCAGUUUCCAAUGUUUGUGGACCUUGAAAGGAAUCCCUCUUUUGUUGCCUUGUCACUUCUAAAGGCAAUUGUUAAACGCAAGUUAGUUGUUCAUGAGAUAUAUGAUAUUGUAGUUCAAGUUGCAGAAUUGAUGGUAACUAGUCAGGUGGAACCAAUUCGCAAGAAAUGCAGUCAGAUUUUGUUGCAAUUCUUACUUGAUUAUCAUCUUUCAGAGAAACGCUUGCAGCAACAUUUAGAUUUUCUGCUUGCAAAUCUAAGGUAUGAGCAUCCGACUGGGAGAGAAUCUGUGCUUGAAAUGCUCCAUGCAAUUAUGAUCAAAUUUCCGAAAAGCAUUGUUGAUGAGCAGUCGCAGACCAUAUUUGUACACCUGGUGGUGUGCUUGGCUAAUGAUCAGGAUAAUAAAGUCCGGUCUAUGACUGGGGCAAUUAUAAAGCUCCUUAUUGGUCGUGUAAGCCAACAUUCAGUGAAUUCCUUUCUUGAGUACAGUCUGUCUUGGUAUAUGGGUGAGAAGCAGCAACUAUGGAGUGCAGGUGCACAGGUAUUGGGAUUAGUGAUUGAGGUCAUGAAAAAAGGUUUUCAAAAGCAUAUAAGUCGCAUAUUGCCAGUGACUAAACGUAUUUUGCACUCUACUAUUGAUGCUCUUACCAACACAGAGAUGGAUCUUUCUGAUGAAUCUACUAUUCCUUUUUGGAAAGAGGCAUACUAUUCACUGGUUAUGUUGGAGAAGAUGCUGCUUCAGUUUCAUGAUUUAAGCUUUGAACGGGAUCUUGAGGACAUUUGGGAAACGAUAUGUGAGUUGCUGUUGCAUCCGCAUGCAUGGUUGCGCAAUGUAUCAAAUCGCCUCAUUGCCUUGUAUUUUACUAACAUGAACGAGGCUAGAAGAGGUAGUUUUGAGAAGUCAUAUGGAGCUUUAUUCCUUAUGAUGCCAAGUAGACUGUUUAUGAUAGCUGUUUCCCUUUGCUGCCAACUGAAAGCACCUAUUAGUGAUGAUGAGGCUGCUACAAAGGAUGUAAGGCUUGGUGCUAAGAAGGAGAAGGAAAAGAUCCAUCAUCACCAGAGCAGCCUGAUUACAAAAAAUCUUGUGUUUACAAUUGGUGGUCUGAACUCCUUGAUGAAAGAGUGGGCUGGUGUGAACCAUACAAAGUUCUGGUUUACCCUUGAGCAGCAUGAGCAGGAGCUGUUUCUUAAAGGUUUUCAGUUGCUCAAUCCAAGAAAAGCAACAGGAAUGUUUUUGUCUAUUACUGGUGCUACACAUGACCAAAAUGAUACAGACCAUUCUGAGGGCCUUCAAUAUCUACUUGUCUUUAAUUUGCUUAAAGAGCUCGGCAAGCUUGCUCUUCAAAUGGAGGCUAUUCAGAUGAGGAUUGUCUUCAAUAGUUUCCGGAAAAUUUUGCCUGAAAUCGGUAAGGAUGAUUGCCGACAUUAUGCAUCUUAUAUGAUGCUGCCCUUGUAUAAAGUUUGCGAAGGGUUUGCUGGAAAAAUCAUCCAUGAUGAUCUAAAACAAUUAGCACAAGAAGUUUUGGAAAGUAUACAGAAGACUUUAGGCACUGAAGAUUUUGGACAUGUUUACGGUGAGAUUAAGAAGAAACUAAAAUCAAAGAGGGAUAAGAGGAAGCGAGAGGAGAAGCGCAUGGCUGUUAUCAACCCUGAGCGCAAUGCCAAGAGGAAGUUGAGGAUUGCAGCCAAGCAUCGUGCCAACAAGAAACGGAAGAUAAUGGUGAUGAAAAUGGAAAGGUGGAUGCGUUGAGAAUUGAUGUUAUGAAUGGUCUCCUGAAUAUACAGCUCUCCGAACGCUGCUUUUGUUUUCCAUGACUAAGGCAUGAGGAAAUGAUAUUUACUUGCCUUGUAUAGUAACCAAUAGAUACGACAAUGGAUAUAUCAUCAAAAUUUUGAUGUCCUCUUCCCAUUGCUUUAGUCUGGGAGGAAAUUUUGAGAAAUUCACCUGUUUCCCUCUGUUUUGAUUGCUGAGGGAUCUCGUUUACUUGUAAUACCAGAAUAUUUAUGGCUCAAUUUUUUCUCCAGAUUAAAAAGUAAGUUAAUCUUUAAUA